AUGUCCCAACGCUUAGAACAGGGCUUGUCACAGAGUAACCGCUAUAUACCGUUAGCUGUAAUUGAUAGGCCAAGCCUAUCCAGUCCUAGGAAAACCCAGCUGGAUCCGGGAGUGCGAGACCCAGCCCGCGCUCGCGCCGACGGGCGGGGAGGGUGUGGCCACCUCUGCCCCGGGUGGGUGCGGCUGGCGCUCUGCCUCUCGGGCUUAGUGCUCUCGCUCUACGCACUGCACGUGAAGGCGGCGCGAGCCCGGGACCGGGACUACCGCGCCCUCUGCGACGUGGGCACCGCCAUCAGCUGUUCGCGCGUCUUCUCCUCCAGGUGGGGCCAGGGCUUCGGGCUGGUGGAACAAGUGCUGGGUCCAGACAGUGUCUUCAAUCAAUCCAACAGCAUAUUCGGAUGCAUCUUCUACUCACUGCAGCUGUUGUUAGGUUGCCUCUGGGGCCGCUGGGUGUCUGCCCUGCUGCUGCUGAGCUCCCUGGUGUCUCUCGUCGGCUCCGUCUACCUGGCCUGGAUCCUGUUCUUUGUGCUCCAUGAUUUCUGCAUUGUUUGCAUCACGACCUAUGCCAUCAACGUGGGCCUGAUGGUGCUCAGCUUCCGGGACGUCCAGAGACCUCAGGGCAAGGUCAAGGGGCACUGAGCCCUCACUGACCUCUUAUGCUCUGCUUUGGUGUGUCAGCUUUGCCAAAGGCAGCACGCCUGGGUCCUAGAGGAGUCUACAGCCCACCUCCACCAUACUCCCCACACAGGACAAUGGACCAAAUGUGCCACACUCUUUCCUCCACCUGGUGCCUCUGGCUCUGUCCCCAAGGAUUGAUUUCCAAAGCUCCUGCCUUUGCCCCAGGAGGGAAGGUUCUGAGCAAUAAAAUUUCUUAAAUUGGUUAA
Messenger RNA from Myotis brandtii (Brandt's bat), 884 nucleotides. It is a transcript of the gene VKORC1, whose product is annotated as vitamin K epoxide reductase complex, subunit 1. The record is from RefSeq and is a predicted model, not a curated record. Lineage: Eukaryota; Metazoa; Chordata; Mammalia; Chiroptera; Vespertilionidae. Gene Ontology annotation, molecular function: vitamin-K-epoxide reductase (warfarin-sensitive) activity. Bases 1 to 639 code for a protein of 212 amino acids. The transcript has 4 exons. Gene Ontology annotation, biological process: vitamin K metabolic process; peptidyl-glutamic acid carboxylation.